Messenger RNA from Panonychus citri (citrus red mite), 1472 nucleotides. RefSeq names its product RNA-binding protein FUS-like. The transcript is spliced from 5 exons. Lineage: Eukaryota; Metazoa; Arthropoda; Arachnida; Trombidiformes; Tetranychidae. Gene Ontology annotation, cellular component: nucleus. Gene Ontology annotation, biological process: regulation of DNA-templated transcription. Bases 4 to 1227 code for a protein of 407 amino acids. Gene Ontology annotation, molecular function: RNA binding; transcription coregulator activity. The record is from RefSeq and is a predicted model, not a curated record.
AACAUGGACACAUAUGAAAGUAGUGGCUAUGGUGCUUCUGGCAGUUCUCAUGGCGGAGGCUAUAUGGCAGGGGGAUAUGGAUCUAAUUCAGCUCCAGGCGGGUACAAUUCUAGUGGAUAUGCAUCUUCUAGUUAUCCUCCUAGUGGUGGAGGCUAUGGAGGUGGAGGAGGUUAUGGUAGUGGUGGUGGCGGUGGUUAUCAAUCUCAGGGUCCACCAGGUCCACCUGGACCACCUUCACAUUCAACUGCUGGCGGUUAUGGUAGUGGUGGUGGUGGUGGAGGAGGAGGAGGUGGGUACUCAUCUCAAGGACCACCCGGGCCACCUUCACAUGGAGCUCAAGGAGGGUAUGGUGGCGGUGGUGGUGGUGGUGGAUAUCAAUCACAAGGACCACCAGGACCACCUUCACAUGCAUCCCAAGGAGGUUAUGGCGGUGGAUAUCAGUCACAGGGACCACCUUCACACUCAGCUCAUGGAGCUGAAUACAUGCAUGACACUGUAUUUGUUUCGGGAUUACCAAAAACAGCCACUGAGACUGAUAUUGCCGAAUAUUUUGGCUCCAUUGGUUUAAUAAAAAAAGAUAAAAAAACUGGUAGAGAUAAAAUUUGGAUCUAUAGAGAUAAAGACUCUGGUCAAAGCAAAGGAGAAGCCACUGUAACUUAUGAUGAUCCUCCAACUGCCAAUUCCUCGAUAUCAUGGUUUAAUGGUAAAGAACUGUGGGGAAAUACAAUUAAAGUAGAAAUGGCUCAAAGAAAAGUACCACCAGGUGGAUUUGUUCGUGGUGGAAGUAGAGGAGGAGGCAGUGGAGGAGGUCGAGGUCGAGGUGGACCCAUGGGUGGAGGAUUUGGGCGCGGAGGUGGAGGUGGACCCGGAGGGCCUGGUGGUCGAUCUGGAGGUGGUGGUAGAGAUGGAGACUGGAAUUGUCCUAAUCCAAGUUGUGGGAACAAUAAUUUCGCAUGGAGGACAGAAUGUAAUCGAUGUCAAGCACCAAAACCUGGAGGAGCUCCGGGCGGUUCAGAUGGAGGUUCACUGCAUUCAGAGAUGGCAGGAGAUGGUAUGAGACGUAAUGGAGGAGGUAUGCGCGGAGGUCGCGGUGGCUCCGGUGAUCGAGGUGGUGGCCGUGGAAUGGGCCGUGGAGGAAUGGGAGGUAGCCGAGGAGGUUUUGGCCCUAGAGACGGUGAUAUGGGCAGUGGUCGAGGUCGUGGUGGCGGUGAUGGUCCAAGGGGGUAGAGGAGGUGGUGGUCCACCAAUGAGAGGGCGAGGUGGACCUAUGCAGAGGUCAUGAUAGACGUCCUGGACCAUAUUGAUAGGAUCUUAUUAAAUUCCUUCAGAUCUCAAGUCAUGCGGUCAAGGUCAACUUUUCCACAGAGAUAUCAAUUUAAUACUCGUGGAUUAGAACUUCUUUAACUUUUUCAAAUGAGCAAAAAAAAACUCUGGUAACAAAGAUUAAAGUCAAAAGACCUUUUGUAAAGCUA